Messenger RNA from Pogoniulus pusillus (Red-fronted tinkerbird), 3296 nucleotides. It is a transcript of the gene GPR37, whose product is annotated as G protein-coupled receptor 37. Lineage: Eukaryota; Metazoa; Chordata; Aves; Piciformes; Lybiidae. Gene Ontology annotation, biological process: positive regulation of MAPK cascade; adenylate cyclase-inhibiting G protein-coupled receptor signaling pathway. Gene Ontology annotation, cellular component: plasma membrane; signaling receptor complex. The transcript is spliced from 2 exons. Bases 830 to 2353 code for a protein of 507 amino acids. Gene Ontology annotation, molecular function: prosaposin receptor activity; G protein-coupled peptide receptor activity. The record is from RefSeq and is a predicted model, not a curated record.
GCGGAGCCGAGUAGCACCGCUCUGAGCUGAACAGAGCUGGAACCGCGGGGACCUGAGAAUAGGAGCGGAACCCGACGCAGACCAGUCCCUGCCUGCCCUGGCGGCCGCGGCUGCCACCCCGCUUUUCCUGCUGCCUGCGCCGCUUAGGGAGGUAGGAGCAGACACGAGGAGUCGGUCCCGGGGCUCCGCCCGCCCGGCGCCGGUAGCAACUUUGCCGCCCCGGUUGUUCUCGCUUCUCUCCGCUGCGGUGCGGGCGCUUACGUGGCGCGGUGAUUAAUCCUGGCAGGAGUUUUGCAAAGCCUUUAAAAGGCUGCUUUGAGCGCAGCAACCUUUUUUCUCCGAGGCUGCUGAAAAGGAGGACUUGCGAUUUUCCACGGGGGACCUUCCCUCACCAAUAAAGCCAUCAGCUGCCCUAAGCCACUGGAGGAUGUGAAUGGACAGCACGACGCUGGUGCGACUGCUGGCAGGAGUCAGCGAUCCUGGGAAAAGGGCGGAGCGCCAGAGGGGAGUCCUCCUGGCGUUGCACUUGCUACAUUAACUCGGCGCAGCGGGGAAAACGACACAACUUUCCGGGUCUGCCCCGGGUGGUGGCAAGAAGAGCUUCUCCGCUUCUCUGGUCGCCGCGUCCUCAGCGCCAGUCACUUCCCUCGGCAGACGCCGUCGGUAGCGGGAGACGCGUUCCGGCGGCAGCGACAUCGUGGCUACCCCCGUCCCGGCGAGGCAGGCUACUCCCGGGAGCUGGCCGGGGAUGUCUCUUGCUCCCAGCCCCGCUGAGCUGGGCGGCUGCCACCUCUGAAAGGGAGCGAGCGAACCUCGCCGCCUCCCGGCCAUGCAACCUCUCCGCGCUCCCCUCACCCUGCUCUGCCAGAUGCUGAGCGCCUGGACUGCCUGCGCCCUGGCCCCCGCCGCAGCCACCGCGUUGCCGGCGCUCCUGCAGCACGCCCGCUCGCCACCAGCCCCGACGCCCCUCGCCCCUGGCCGGCGAGCGGCUGCGACUCUCCCCGCGCGCGUAGAACUCUCUCGCGGGGCUGACGCUGUGCCUGGCGGAGCGGCGGGGGCAGGCAGCAGCUGCGCGCCCCGCGAGGCGGCGGAGACUGGGCGGCGGAGAGCGCGGAGCAGUGAGCGUGGAGCCGGUGCAGCGGCGGGGAGGAGAGUCGGAAAUGGUCCCCGCUGGCUACCCCUGAACGGUUCGGCCGGCGGCGAGAGCAACUCCGGGAGCCGCAGCAACGCCACGGGCCGCCGCGCCCGCAUCCGCAACCCCUUCUACCCGCUGACUGAGGAGUCGUACGGCGCCUACGCCGUCAUGUGCCUUUCCGUGGUGAUCUUCGGCAUCGGCAUCAUGGGCAACAUGGCAGUGAUGUGCAUCGUCUGCCACAACUACUACAUGCGGAGUAUCUCCAACUCUCUGCUAGCCAACCUGGCCUUCUGGGACUUCCUCAUCGUCUUCUUCUGCCUGCCGUUAGUCGUCUUCCAAGAGCUCACCAAGAAAUGGCUCUUAGAAGACUUUUCUUGCAAAAUCGUCCCAUACAUCGAGGUAGCUUCUCUUGGAGUCACCACAUUCACACUCUGUGCCCUCUGCAUUGACCGAUUUCGUGCUGCCACCAAUGUGCAGAUGUAUUACGAGAUGAUCGAAAACUGCACCUCUACGACAGCCAAACUGGCUGUCAUCUGGGUGGGUGCGCUACUACUGGCCCUGCCAGAGGUUGUACUGCGCCAGCUGGCAAAGGAGAACCCUGAGUACAGUGGCAGCCCACCAGGGGAGCGGUGUGUGGUGAAGAUAUCCACAACGCUGCCUGACACCAUAUAUGUGCUAGCUCUCACUUAUGAUGGAGCAAGACUCUGGUGGUACUUUGGCUGCUAUUUUUGUUUGCCUACCCUUUUCACUAUUACGUGCUCCCUGGUAACAGCAAGGAAAAUCAGGAGGGCAGAAAAGGCUUGCACAAGAGGAAACAAGAGACAAAUUCAACUGGAAAGUCAGAUGAACUGCACAGUGGUGGCGCUGACCAUUUUAUAUGGGUUUUGCAUCAUUCCUGAAAACAUUUGCAAUAUUGUGACAGCCUACAUGUCCACAGGGGUCUCUCAGCAAACUAUGGACCUCCUCCAUCUCAUUAGUCAGUUCCUUUUGUUCUUUAAGUCUUGUGUUACCCCAGUUCUCCUUUUCUGUCUCUGUAAACCUUUCAGCCGGGCCUUUAUGGAGUGUUGCUGUUGCUGCUGUGACGAAUGCAUCCAGAAGUCUUCAACAGUGACAAGUGAUGACAAUGACAAUGAGUACACCACAGAACUGGAGCUUUCUCCUUUCAGUACUAUUCGUCGCGAAAUGUCCACUUUUGCUUCUGUGGGGACUCACUGUUGAUUGACCUUAGGACUUUUUCUUCUGUAUCUUUUUUCCUUUAGUAUUUUUUUAUUUGGUUGGUUUUGGUUUUUUUUUUAAUUCAUAUUUUCCUUCUUGAAACUAAAUGCCAGGGAAAAAAAUUACUGAAACAAUUCUGGAAGCCAAUCAGCAUAUUAACAGUCAUGCUUUAUUUUGUUGUUAGAAUGAAAGAGAAGGAGAACCAGCACUCAGUUUUAAAUCAUGUUUGUAUGGUGCUAGGAUUUUAUUGUCUGAGGAGGAGAAUCUGUAUCAAUCCGCUUUUAUUCUGUAAGUUUCUUUUUGAUAAUCACUGUAAAGUUGUUAUAUAGAUGUGGGGUUUGGAGAUGUUUCAUAUAAAACAUGUAGUGGAAAGUAUUUGACAGUAGUUUUAAUCCAAUUACUAUACAUUAUUGUGAAAGGACUUGGACUAAAGAAAAUUUUGUCUGGUAGCAUAAAAAUAAAUGAAGUUUUAUUCUUUCACUUCAUUGUCAAUCUGCAUUUAACUAGAACACCUUUAAGUUGUAUUAAAUUAAUCAUUUUAAAAAAUCUUUGCUGUGCUUAAAAUAAUUUCAAUGGCCAUAUUAAAUUUACCAUUUGUGUACUUACUCUUGAAAGCUAUAAUUACAGUGUUUAAGGAAGAUGGUUAUGACAGUGUAAGAUUUACAUGAGUUUUUUUAAAAUAUAUAUUACGAGGGUUCAAUGUGCCUCAUUGAAAAUUUCCUUAUGCUUCAGAUAUACAAAGCCUGAAUUAUUUUGUAUUUCUUACAAACAAAGAUUUGUUUUCUCACUACAGUGUCUUGUGUGAUUUCAAAAUCAAGUUUCUUUACCAUUUGUUACUGGUUUUACAUUAUAUCCUCAGUCUCUGCUGGCUUCAUUGGGAACCCCAUUGCAGAGCAAGGCAUUCUUUUGCCAGAGGUUUGCUGACAAUAAAUGCAAAGGACUGAAA